AUGGAUGUUAAAAACGAAGACAUUCAAACAUCCCCCACGCCAACUACAACGACUACUGCUUCUGCUGCUGUGGUGACACCCACACCACAACCACCACCAACUACAACUACUACUGCUGGUAUCAUAUCUCCCUCUUCAGUAGCUCCAUUGGAAAAAGUAGUGAUGACUGCAUAUAAUACAACAUUGCCACCAUUGACUUCCAAUGGAAAUGCAAAUGGAAAUGGAAAUGGAGUAAAUACAACAAACGGAUCUGUUGGUAUGGGACUGCAUUUGAAUGGAACUACAUCGUUGCCACAACAACAACAACAACAACAAAAUGAUUAUCACAAUACUAUCUUGUCAACCAAUCCAAGUCCAACUAUCCAACCAAUAGCCAGCACCACAUCAUCUAAUACCACUUCGCCAGCCACGUCUACUGCACCCUCGCCUUCAUAUGUCAACCAUCAACACGCACCUCCUCCAACCACUCUUAGUAACUUGAACUUGGGAGUCGCCCAAAUUAGCCAACAACAACCACAACAACAACCUCAACAACCUCAACAACAACAACAACCACCUAUUAUGGGGUUAGGUAUAAACACCAAUUUUACACAGACAUCUAUGCAAAGCCACCAUUUGCCACAACCAACAACUACAACUACAUCUACCACCAACACUAACUUUCACCAUCAACAACAACAACAACAACAAUAUCCCAAUAUAAUUGCACCAACUAGCAUUGGCGUUGGUAUUACUCCAAUGAACCAGAUAUCGGGUCUUGCCAUCUUGGCAACGACCAGUACGACAUCGACGAUGCUUGCCAAUCCAAUGAUGGGCGGCGCCGAAAAUAAGAGAAAUAGAGGCCGUCCUCGUAAAAAUCCACCCGCCGAACCACGCGAUCCCAACCUUCCAAAGCGCAAGCGUGGCAGACCACCCAAAUUGGAUGACAAUGGACAACCACUUCGCAAUAACCUACAAACUCCCAACGCCAAAAAGAGAGGACGCCCAAAGAAGCAAAAAGACGACGGCAUCACCCUUGACGAUGUCCUCCAACCAGACACUGACGAAAAAUCAAUCAUCCGCAAUUUCAAGGCACAACGUUCAGAUGACAACCAAUCACCACAACAAUCACCCAGCAGUCCAUCAUCCUCUGCCACCAACACACCCAUCCACCAAGCUACCAAUUCAUUUUCUUUGGGUCGUGGUGCCAACAGCCAAAAUAACAGUUUUAGUGAAUCAGAGUCGACCGCUGCCGAUUUCUCAAUCGUAGUUGAUGAAUCAUUUACUUUACCAUCUCAAUAA
Cavenderia fasciculata is the source of this 1281-nucleotide messenger RNA. RefSeq lists its product as uncharacterized. The transcript is spliced from 2 exons. Bases 1 to 1281 code for a protein of 426 amino acids. Lineage: Eukaryota; Evosea; Eumycetozoa; Acytosteliales; Cavenderiaceae. Gene Ontology annotation, molecular function: DNA binding. The record is from RefSeq and is a predicted model, not a curated record. Gene Ontology annotation, cellular component: chromatin; nucleus. Gene Ontology annotation, biological process: regulation of DNA-templated transcription.